Messenger RNA from Rotaria sordida, 537 nucleotides. The record is from the annotation of a GenBank genome assembly. NCBI's taxonomy places the organism in Eukaryota, Metazoa, Rotifera, Eurotatoria, Philodinida, Philodinidae.
AUGUAUCAGUGUGAAAACUCUAGAAAAUGUAUUUCAAAACAACAACUUCUUGAUGGUUUCCAAGAUUGUCCAGAGAAUGAUGAUGAGGAAUAUAAACAAAGUUGUUCACUUGACGAUGCUCAUCAGCGCUUUCAAUGUAUAGGUGACGAGCAAAAAUGUUUUCCAUCACUAAUCAUUGAAGAUGGCAAGAGAGAUUGCAAAAUUGGUGAAGAUGAAGACUCUGCGUUCGCACAAUACAGAUUAAAAUAUAUUUAUUUCCCACAUAUAUGUGAUGGAAAAGCUGAUUUAUUACCUAGAGUAAUUGAAGGGCAAUAUGAAAGUGAUGAAACAAAGUAUGAAUAUUGGCCAUGUGAUAAUACUUAUACGCGAUGUAAUAAAAUUUGGAAUUGUAAAAAUGGAGUCGAUGAAAUGUAUUGUCCACAUUCUAUUGGUUCUACAUUACGAGGUUAUUGCAAGUUUUCCAAUGAUGCAUUGAAUAUGUCAUGUUCAUCAAUCAAUCAAACUGAUGAACGAAACAAUUCUCAUAUGCUUUUUUAG